GAAGAGAUACUUUAGGCUCAUGCAAUAGAGAAAGCCUUGAGCCUAGUUUUGAAAGAUGAGGUUGAAAUCUUGCAAAAUCCCGAGGCUUUCAGACUGAGAAACGUUUUCCUCUUUGAUUGAUAAUCUCCAUCAUGAUUCAUAGCCUUUUCUUGAUCAACUCCUCUGGGGAUAUUUUCCUGGAGAAACAUUGGAAAAGUGUGGUCAGCCGGUCUGUUUGUGAUUAUUUUUUUGAAGCGCAAGAGAGAGCUACUGAGGCAGAAAAUGUACCUCCAGUUAUCCCUACCCCUCACCACUAUCUCUUAAGUGUUUACCGCCACAAGAUCUUCUUUGUGGCUGUGAUCCAGACAGAGGUCCCACCUCUGUUUGUCAUUGAGUUCCUUCAUCGAGUUGUGGACACAUUUCAGGAUUAUUUUGGAGUCUGUUCAGAGCCAGUGAUCAAAGACAAUGUUGUUGUGGUUUAUGAGGUGUUGGAAGAGAUGCUUGAUAAUGGGUUUCCACUGGCUACAGAGUCAAACAUCCUUAAAGAACUGAUAAAGCCUCCCACUAUCCUUCGGACAGUUGUGAACACCAUCACAGGAAGCACCAAUGUGGGUGACCAACUUCCCACUGGGCAGCUGUCAGUGGUGCCUUGGCGACGGACUGGGGUGAAAUAUACCAACAAUGAGGCAUAUUUUGAUGUGAUUGAAGAAAUUGAUGCCAUCAUUGAUAAAUCAGGUUCCACGAUUACUGCUGAGAUCCAGGGAGUGAUUGAUGCAUGCGUCAAGCUGACUGGAAUGCCAGACCUUACACUUUCCUUCAUGAACCCCAGGUUGUUGGAUGAUGUCAGCUUCCAUCCCUGUGUUCGUUUCAAGCGCUGGGAAUCUGAACGUAUCCUCUCUUUCAUCCCUCCUGAUGGAAACUUUCGCCUGCUCUCUUACCAUGUCAGUGCACAGAAUCUGGUUGCAAUUCCAGUGUAUGUCAAACAUAGUAUCAAUUUCCGGGACAGUAGUUCACUUGGACGCUUUGAAAUAACAGUGGGACCCAAGCAGACUAUGGGAAAGGCCAUAGAGGGAGUGAUCGUCACCAGCCAGAUGCCGAAAGGGGUCCUGAAUAUGAGCCUCACUCCAUCUCAGGGGAUGCACACAUUUGACCCAGUUACAAAGAUGCUGUCUUGGGAUGUAGGGAAAAUCAAUCCCCAAAAGCUACCAAGUUUGAAGGGGACCAUGAGUCUUCAGGCUGGAGCUUCCAAGCCAGAUGAGAACCCCACAAUUAACCUGCAGUUUAAGAUCCAGCAACUGGCCAUUUCUGGACUCAAAGUGAAUCGUCUGGAUAUGUAUGGAGAAAAGUACAAACCCUUCAAGGGCAUAAAAUACAUGACCAAAGCUGGAAAAUUCCAAGUUCGAACCUGAAGGGAGAGCUUUCCAGAGGAACAGUCACAAACACUUUCUCAUUUCUUACUUGUCUAAAAGUGAAAAUGUCAGCCUGUCUCCUAGGUCAGUCCCCUCCUGGAUCCACCUGCUCCCUAUUUUCCUUAGCCUUCAGUGCCAUGGAACCAAUCAAGGGGAAAAAGAGUCACCAGGGAGAACUAGACAGAACUGAAAUACGAUCAACACCAACUCGGUUUUCAAAGAAGAGAUGUACGACAGAGGACAGAGAUACUUGACGCCAUAUUGAACUGUUUUUUGACACGGUAACCAUAGAGAAUGACUAGCAUUUGUUGCUUGCUUGGCUUUAAUUAUCUAAAGCCAAUGAAAGACUUCUUAGUUCUUUUAUUUUUUAAAGGUGGAAAGAAAGAUUACUUGGAAGAAAGAUGAAUGUUAGUCAAAAGAGGACCAAUUAAAGAUAUGAGGGAGAAGAAGGAGGAAAACAGUAUUAAAGAAAUAGAGAGAAAUUACAGUGAAAGAUUGGCAAGAAGAGUGAUGAAGCUCCACAUUUUAGGAGGAUUGGAAGGAAAAGAGUUGAGUGGGUUUCUUUCUGAUCCCUCUACUCUCAUCUAUAAAAAACAUUUGUACUUCGAGAAGUGAACUGGAGACCUCUUAAAUUCAAAUCCACUAUUGACAUGGAAAAGCCUAGUAGAAUCAAAUUUAGCCUUGAAGACAGUGUCUGACAGGCUUUCAGAUACUAUAUAUUGCUUCC
Messenger RNA from Orycteropus afer afer, 2115 nucleotides. It is a transcript of the gene AP3M2, whose product is annotated as adaptor related protein complex 3 subunit mu 2. The record is from RefSeq and is a predicted model, not a curated record. Gene Ontology annotation, biological process: endocytosis; intracellular protein transport. Gene Ontology annotation, cellular component: cytoplasmic vesicle; clathrin adaptor complex. NCBI's taxonomy places the organism in Eukaryota, Metazoa, Chordata, Mammalia, Tubulidentata, Orycteropodidae.